This is a messenger RNA of Ziziphus jujuba (common jujube), 1411 nucleotides long. Its product is annotated as glucan endo-1,3-beta-glucosidase, basic vacuolar isoform-like. The coding region runs from base 141 to 1187 and encodes 348 amino acids. Gene Ontology annotation, molecular function: hydrolase activity, hydrolyzing O-glycosyl compounds. The transcript has 2 exons. The record is from RefSeq and is a predicted model, not a curated record. Gene Ontology annotation, cellular component: plasma membrane. NCBI's taxonomy places the organism in Eukaryota, Viridiplantae, Streptophyta, Magnoliopsida, Rosales, Rhamnaceae. Gene Ontology annotation, biological process: carbohydrate metabolic process.
AAAUGGCACGCUACAAAACUCAACCACUAACCUUUCCAUUGAAAAUUGUGCAAGGGCAAGGUAUAUGGAUUAAUGGGUAGACUGGUAUUCAUUAAGAACUCCUUUUUUGAAACCCUUUUCCUCUCUUUAUCUUCUUCUCCAUGGCUUCACAUUAUGUAAUAAAUCAUAAAGUUCUGGUGCCUGCUAUACUGCUACUUCUCCAAUUGAUGCCAAACCUAGAAAUAACAGGUGCCCAAACCUUGGGUGCUUGCUAUGGAGGUAGUGGAAAUGCGGACACUUUACCACCUGAACCAGAUGUUGUGGCUCUUUAUAGAACCUAUGGAAUUGGAAAUAUGAGGAUUUACUCUCCAUAUCCAGAAAUCCUGCAAGCUCUAAGAGACUCCAACAUACAACUCAUUGUUGGCGUCCCUAAUGACAGCCUUCAAGAACUUGCGAAUACUUCAUCUGCUUCAAAUUGGGUUCAAGUCAACAUAAAAAGUUACUCCUCCAAUGUCAACUUCAAAUACAUUGCUGUUGGCAAUGAGGUAAACCCCAAUGAUCCAGCAGCUCAUUUUGUUCUUCCAGCUCUGCAAAAUAUCUACAAGGAAAUUUUCUCAGCCGGUUUACAGAACCAAAUCAAGGUCUCAACAUCAGUAGACACAAAUAUUCUGGGUGUAUUUGAUCCUCCAUCAGCAGCAGCCUUCAGUGAAAGUGCAAAGGGAUUCAUAGAACCAAUCAUCAGGUUCUUGGUCAGCAAUGGAUCACCAUUACUUGUCAAUAUAUAUCCAUACUUCAGAGUUAAAUUCAAUGGCCAAUCGGUUCCCUAUGGCUUAUUUACUGAUACAAAAGCGGUGGUGCAGGACAAUGGAUUGGAAUAUCGAAAUCUUUUCGAUGCUCUAAUGGAUGCUAUGUAUUCUGCUAUGGAGAAAAUAAAUGGUGGAAGUUUGGAAAUCGUUGUAUCAGAAAGUGGAUGGCCGUCUGCUGGUGGUGAAGUGGAAACAGUGGAGAAUGCUGGCACUUACUAUAGGAAUUUGAUUGAACAUGUGAAAGGAGGGACUCCAAAGAGGCCAUUGAAGGCCAUAGAAACUUAUUUGUUCUCCAUCUUUGAUGAGAACAAAAAGAGAGAGGAAAUUGAGAAACAUUUUGGCCUCUUCUACCCCAAUAAACACCUCAAGUACAAUCUUAGUUUCAACCAAUUAAGAAGAUGAAUAAUGAAGUUUACUGGUUAUAAAGCUAGGCUUCUAAAUAUAGAUAUAUAAGUUUUGGUGCAUAUCAGAUAUGCACCAUAGCCGAGCUGUAUAAAAAUAUAUUGAAUAAGAAGGCUCUUUUUAUCCCCUUUUACUGCAAUAAUAUUGUACCAAAGUCUGUAAUACUCUGUCAUGAACAGAAUGUUUUGGAAAUGAAUUUUCUCAUUUCCAAUCUGUUUCUUCUC